Zymoseptoria tritici IPO323 is the source of this 1442-nucleotide messenger RNA. RefSeq lists its product as uncharacterized. The record is from RefSeq and is a predicted model, not a curated record. NCBI's taxonomy places the organism in Eukaryota, Fungi, Ascomycota, Dothideomycetes, Mycosphaerellales, Mycosphaerellaceae. The coding region runs from base 32 to 1384 and encodes 450 amino acids. The transcript is spliced from 2 exons. Gene Ontology annotation, molecular function: peroxidase activity.
CACCAACUACUCCUUCAUAUCUCUUUUCCAAAUGGUCGGAUCAAAGGUUCUUUCCGCUGCCCUGCUCCUCAAUGGAGUAGUGGCCUUCCCACAUAUUGCCGAGAUGGUUGCGAAGCAACAACUCGAGGAGCGACAGGAGCUUGGCACCCUUGUUCCUUUCCCUCAAUACCCUGGAUCUCCAUCUCACGCUCUCUACAACGACUUCGACCCAUCUACCCAGCUGGUCUCCACAUCAGGGGACCAUGAGUUCAGGGCGCCAGGUGACAGCGAUAUUCGUGGACCAUGCGCAGGCUUGAACGCCGCUGCCAACCACGGCUACAUUCCCCGCAGUGGAAUCAUGACCGCCGAGGCCAUCAACACCGGUCUUUGGGAAGCCUUCUCCCUCGACAAGACCGCCACCAUCUUCCUCCAGACCGCCACCAUGUUCUUCGACGGUGACCCAAUCUCCGGCAAGUGGUCUAUCGGCCGCCCACCACCAAACGGUCUCAACUCGCUAGGCGCCUUGGGCGACGUUCUCGGAAAGUCUUCCGGUAUCUGUGGCGGUGCUGCCCACUUGAAGACCGAGGGUGAUGCAUCCAUCACUCGUGGCGACUACCUCGCACCAACGAUGAACUCCAACUGCCGCUCUUACCCGCAAUUCGCCCAGGAACUCCUCGACCUCGCACAGAAGCGGGAGAAUGGCAACAUCUCUCCACGAGUGUUGGCUGAACACAGCUACAACCGCAAGAAAUACUCUAUUGCCAACAACCCAAACUAUUACUCUCCCGCUUACGCUGGUGUUGCAUUCACCUUCGGCGCCCACAUGUUCGCACAUGUCCUCCUCGCCAACCACUCCGCCGAGCAGCCCCGCGGCUUCCUCGAGCCCGCAGUCUGGAAGGCCUGGUUCUCUUACACCGACGGCCCCAACGGCGAGCUGAUCCAGACCGCCGGCCACGAGCGUAUCCCGGAUAACUGGUACAAGCGUGCCCCCGCCGACGCUUGGACUCUCUCCGACAUCGUCACCUCCACCGCCCAGCAGUGCGCCGCAUACCCAUCCAACUGCCAGGUCGGCGGCAAUACCGGCAAGGUCAACUCCUUCUCCGGCGUGAACCUCGGUGACAUCUCCGGCGGGCUCGUCAACUCCGCUACCGACCUUUCCGACCCUGCACGCAUGGGCUGUUUCAUCCGCCAGAUGAUCCAGGCUAACACCCCGUCUUUCCUCGCGAACACUUUCUCCGGUGCGAUUCUCGACCAGAUGAACAACCUCGUCAAGACCAUGCUGGACCCUGCUCUCGACCUCCUCGGAAACUGCCCCAACCUUCCAGCGGGCAAAUCUGUCGACACCUACGACUCUAAGUUCCCUGGCGCGCAGAACCCGGCUGGUGGAUCUGCUGGACGAUUGUAAAUGGUCGAACAGUACCUAUCGACGUUUUGGAAUACGACUUGAUGCGCGAUGCAUCAAG